Molecule: messenger RNA, 2151 nt
Organism: Lachnellula hyalina
Lineage: Eukaryota; Fungi; Ascomycota; Leotiomycetes; Helotiales; Lachnaceae
Gene: SKT5
Product: Protein SKT5
Exons: 2
Coding region: 1-2151 (716 amino acids)
Molecular function (GO): protein binding
Source: RefSeq, a predicted model, not a curated record
AUGGCGACACUUUCUCCCGAAUCGAUGAACAGAAGUCCUAUGCCUACUAUCGAAUCCCCGAAAGACUUUUUUGCAGAUGGCGAAUCGAAAGAGAACAUGGGAAGGAAAUCUUUGCCUACAAUACCUAUACCCGUUACAGGGAGGAUAGCUGGUGCACCAAUGUCUCCAGUUCGAGUGAAUGUUCAACAAGGAGACUGGCCACCACGGCCAUCAAGUGCCAGGAUUGAAGGUGGAGAUGGCCAUGACAGGCAGAUUUCAGUUGACUCCGAAGGCUACAUGGAGGAGCGGGAAUUGGACCCUUCAGAGCCCAAGAUGAUGCCAGUUAUACAGGAUAUCCCGUACCGAACAACGUACAAUUCAAAUAAAUCAGGGCAGGUCCAACAACCACAGACGGCCGUCAAAUCUUAUGUGGACAGUUCAAGUCCAAGGUCCAGUGGUUCCUCGAGCAAUAGGAAUGCAGCAGGACGCGGGUAUCCGGACCGAAUAGAUGAGAAUGGGAAUGAUCCAACGAAUCCUCCAGUGCCUCGUUUGCAAUAUCACCAUCAAGCGCAUAACUCAGAAGGGAGUGACAAUCCCACACGUCUAUCAGGUCGUAAUAGUCCAAAUGCACCACUAAAUAAUCCAGUUGAAGCUGGUGUUUCGAUAGGUCGUCACUUGACGCCCACACUACAAGGGGCUAGGCGGACCCCUAUACAGCAGCAACGGCCUAUAUCUGCGUAUUCUGAUAUGGGACAGAGAGGACGUUCCCCAUCAGGAUAUAUGACGCCACACUCACCAGGCUGGGGAGGGCCGCGUGCUCCUUCAGCAAAUUCGGCGAGAUCUGAUAGCAGGCCAAUGUCUUAUGUGGACCUGACCAAUACGCAAUACCCUCAACCACCACCGGCUCCUAUUUCGAUGGACAAUUCGCAGCUCAGGUCCGCUGUGGGCUCAAAUGCAUCUCUUCUAAGCAUGGCAAAGACACUGGACAUGUAUCGCCAAAAUGUAAAGAAGUUGAACGACGCUGAAACUCAAUAUGCAUUUGCCAUCUUCCUGAUACAAGCUGCACAAGAAAACGGGCUUGGUCAGGAUACUGGCCCUGUACCGCGGAAGGUUAGCCCAAAACCUGGGGGGCGCGAUCUCGACAGCCCUUACGUCGACAAACCACAAUCUUCACCACAAGAAUUACUAAGUGAAGCCAAACAUAUACUGCAGAGAUUGUCCGACAAGGGUUAUCCCUUUGCUCAAUACUAUUUGGCCGAUGGAUAUGCAUCCGGGCUUUUCAGCAAAGGCAAGGAGGACUACGGGACAGCGUUCCCUCUAUUCGUGUCGGCAAGUAAACAUGGUCACGCAGAGUCAGGAUACCGAGCUGCAUUAUGUUAUGAAUUUGGAUGGGGCAGCCGGAAAGACCCAGCAAAGGCUGUGCAAUUCUACAGGCAGUCAGCUUCAAAGAACCAUCCAGGGGCGAUGACACGCCUUGGGAGAGCGUGUUUAUCUGGAGAUUUGGGUCUAAACAAGUAUAGGGAAGGCUUGAAAUGGUUGAAGCGAGCAACAGAAUCAGCGGACAUGCAGUAUAACGCAGCUCCUUAUCAUCUUGGACUUUUGUACAUUACUGGAUACGGUGAUGAUAUUUUCCAGGAUGAGGUUUAUGCCGCUCAGCUUUUUACACAAGCCGCAGAUCUCGGGCAUGCAGAAUCAUGUUACAUUCUCGGUGAUUCCUACGAGCACGGGAAGUUAUCGUGUCCGCGAGACCCAGCACUGAGUGUUCAUUUCUACACCGGAGCGGCCCAGCGAAGUCACCCUGCUGCCAUGAUGGCUUUGUGUGCUUGGUAUAUGGUUGGCGCAGAGCCCGUGCUUGAGAAGGACGAGAACGAGGCAUACGAGUGGGCGCGCCAAGCAGCUGAGUUGGGCCUCACAAAAGCCGAGUACGCCGUAGGCUACUUCACCGAAAUGGGCAUCGGCACACGACGAGACGUCCUCGAAGCGAACGUCUGGUACGUCAAGGCCGCCGAUGGAGGUGACGAGCGCGCGAAACAUAGACUAGCAGCCAUCCGCGCCGCCGCGAGCGGCGGCACACCGAUGGAUGUCGAAGCACCUCGGAACAGCAAGAUGAAGAAGACAGCGAGCGGGAACGAAAAGACGGGGCAGACCGAUAAGGAUUGCAUUGUUAUGUAA